Messenger RNA from Serpula lacrymans var. lacrymans S7.9, 1538 nucleotides. RefSeq names its product glycosyltransferase family 4 protein. The transcript has 6 exons. The record is from RefSeq and is a predicted model, not a curated record. Gene Ontology annotation, molecular function: GDP-Man:Man(1)GlcNAc(2)-PP-Dol alpha-1,3-mannosyltransferase activity; alpha-1,3-mannosyltransferase activity. Lineage: Eukaryota; Fungi; Basidiomycota; Agaricomycetes; Boletales; Serpulaceae. Bases 81 to 1511 code for a protein of 476 amino acids.
CCUACGUUCCAUUGUCUCCUCAUACGUGGCUCUGUAGCCAUUGUCCGCCUUUCAUUCGCCAGUAACUCCAGCAUCGGAACAUGGCUUCUGAACCAAAACUACGAAUAGCUUUUAUUCACCCUGACUUGGGAAUUGGUGGAGCCGAACGUCUAGUCGUGGAUGCUGCAUUAGGUCUCCAGACUUUAGGCCACUCGGUCGACAUCUAUACUUCUCACCACGACCGCGACCACUGUUUCGAUGAGACACGAGACGGAACCCUUCGAGUACACAACGUCGUCUCUCCUUUCCCUCGCUCUUUCCGAGGCCUGUUUCAUAUUCUGUUUGCACAUGCCAGACAACUUCACCUCACGAAACACCUCCUGUUCUCAUCUCAGCAGGCGUCUUCUGAUGUCUUCUUCGUUGACCAGUUGUCAACAUGUAUACCUCUCAUACGAUUGUGGGGAAAGAAGCGCGUAAUUUUUUAUUGUCACUUCCCCGAUAAGUUACUGGCCAAUGGUGAAUUUGUAGAAGGAAAAUCCAGAAAGAAAAUGGGCUUCUUGAAAUCAUUAUACCGCUUUCCAAUGGAUUGGUUAGAGGAGGUCACAACUCGUCAGGCCGACAUUAUACUCGCAAAUUCUAAAUUUUCUGCCCGUGUUACCCAAUCUUAUCUUCCCUCUAUCCGUCAGUCCCCAAGGGUCAUCUAUCCCGGAAUCAAUAUUCCCGCAUAUGAGAAAGCAGUCGACUUGUCAGAUCCUGACAUCAUCCGCGUUUCUUCUGAACGUCCAACGUUUUUGUCUCUGAACCGCUUCGAGAUGAAGAAGAAUGCUGUUCUAGCUAUUCAAGCCUUCUCUCUUUUUCAGAAUGAAUCUUCUGGGAGAAAGGAAGUCGAUGGAAUAAGACUGGUAAUCGCUGGUGGUUACGAUCCGCGGUUGGAAGACAACGUCAUGACACUUGCUUCUUUAGUGGAUCAGGCAAAGGCACGCGAACUAACCUACGACAUAGUCACUCCUUCUCAGUUCCAAUCAAACCUCCCAUCAAUCGGUGGAACUACAAGCGACCCUAGUAUCUUGUUCCUUUUGAAUUUCACCACCGCUCAGCGCUCAGCGCUGCUAAAGGCCCCGUCUACCCUUGCCCUCCUUUAUACCUCGGCGAAUGAGCAUUUCGGUAUCGGCCCUGUCGAAGGGAUGAUUUGUGGUCUUCCAGUACUGGCUUGCAACAGUGGUGGACCUACGGAGAGCGUGGUAGAUAGCCCUAUAGAGCAAAAAACCGGGUGGUUGCGUGCCCCAGAGGCUAAACUAUGGGCAGAGGUACUGACCGAAAUAUCAAGUCUUACAAAGGAACAACGAAACGUAUUGGCAACUAGGUCACGAAAUCGUGCGCGGGAGUUAUUCGGUAUGGAUUCAAUGGCCAAGAAGAUGGAGGUAGUGUUGCAAGAAGCAUUUGAGAUGGGUCCGAUCCCCUCUUUCAACUGGCAGUACCUGCUAUAUUUCGUGGCUCUGGUUUCCUACUUGUUUGGAUAUAUCUUUCGUUAGCCAGAAGCUUAUUCGAUACCUUAUGAG